Lotus japonicus is the source of this 1644-nucleotide messenger RNA. RefSeq names its product probable aspartic proteinase GIP2. Gene Ontology annotation, biological process: proteolysis. The coding region runs from base 106 to 1422 and encodes 438 amino acids. The record is from RefSeq and is a predicted model, not a curated record. Gene Ontology annotation, molecular function: aspartic-type endopeptidase activity. The transcript has a single exon. Lineage: Eukaryota; Viridiplantae; Streptophyta; Magnoliopsida; Fabales; Fabaceae.
AAAGAGUCAUAAACAUGUAGACCAUGACAUCACAAUUUACACAUCUAUAAAACAAAAACUCUGCUUCCUCAGCUAAACACUAACACCAUUCUCCUUAUCUUCACAAUGGCUUCUUCUUCUUCUGCUAUCCAUUGCUUCCUUCUCCUCUCAAUAGCCCUUUUCUCAGUUUGCCACUUCCCAACAACAUCACAAGCUCUCAAAAUCAUUCCACGUUCUUUUAUCCUUCCCAUAAAAAAAGACCCUGCCACCAACCUCUUCUACACUUCACUUGGAGUAGGAACUCCUCGCCAAAACUUCAAUCUUGCCAUUGAUCUUGCAGGAGAAACCCUCUGGUACGAAUCUGACACUCAUUACAACUCAUCCUCUUACCGUCCAAUCCAGUGUGGCUCAAAAAGAUGCACUGAAACCAUAUGUGCUAACUGCAGUGGCCCCUUCAAACCAGGUUGCACAAACAACACAUGUCUUGCUAGUACAACCAACACAUUAUCCAAAUUCAUUUUUGGUGGUACCCUUGGUGAGGAUACCAUCUUCUUUUCAAAAUUCCAACUGCCUGGUUUGCUUGCUGGCUACUUUGACACUGAUAAGUUGUCACCAUUCUUCAUUGGUGACAAUUCACCAUUUUUUGGGUUACCCAAAACCACCAAAGGAAUCAUAGGCCUUGCAAGAUCACAACUUGCUCUGCCAUUACAGCUUGCAGAGGCAAACAAGCUUCCUGCAAAAUUUUCCCUCUGUUUGCCUUCUUCAUCAAACAAGCAAGGAUUCACCAACUUGCUUAUGAAUCAUGUGGAAGAACAUUAUAAAUCUGUUGAAUUUCAAACCACACCACUCAUUGUGAACCCUGUUGCCACAGGUGCAGUGACUAUUCCGGGUGGUGCUUCACAGGAAUACUUCAUUGAUGUGAAAUCAGUGUUGAUCAAUGGCAAUGUUUUGAACUUGAAGCCUUCCAUGCUGUCAAUUGACAAAAAGGGAAAUGGGGGCACCAAAAUCAGCACCAUCAGUGCUUUCACUGAGCUACAAAGCUCUGUAUACAGAAUCUUCAUUCGAGAAUACCUCAAGGCUGCUUCUGAUAGUAAGCUAAAGAGAGUGGCGGCAGUGGCACCCUUUGAGGCUUGUUACGAUUCAACCACCAUUUUUAAUACUUUAGCUGGACUUAAUGUGCCAACAAUUGAUCUAGUGAUGCAAGGGGGAGCGCAGUGGAAGAUUCUUGGAGCCAAUGCGAUGGUGAUGGUGAAGAAGAAUGUAGCAUGUCUGGCAAUUGUUGAUGGAGGGACAGAACCAAGAAUGUCAGCUGUUAAAGCUUCCAUUGUUGUUGGUGCACAUCAGUUGGAGGAUAAUCUCUUGGUGUUUGAUCUGGCUUCUUCCAAAUUAAGCUUCAGCUCAACACUUUUGCUAUACAGUUUGAGCUGUUCCUCUUCCUCCUGAUGAGUGUCUUAGUUUCAUCUUUGAUAUUAGCCAUGUUGAAUAAUGCAGCUCAGAAUAAAAUACGAUAUGUUCUGUUUUUGCUGUAAAUAGGAAACCGAUUAAUGUUGUGUUUUGCCAUUUUUUAUGUACUAAUCCAUACUUAUAUGGAAAAUAAACUAAACUAAAAUAUUUUGUCUUAUUGGAUAUGGGAAUACUGAACUCAUACCUUCCAAAAUGAAAUCA